GGAAAGAGAAGGAGAGGGAGAAAGAGACAGACAGGGAGGGAGGAAGAGAGACUCGUAUUCCCAACCCCUCUCCUUCCCCCGACUCUUAAACCGCUUUCAGUUUACUUCCCCCUGGAGAGUGUCAAGGAAUUUGGAAAAGACAGAAAGAGGGAGGAGAUCCAUGAAACAGUGGAGAAAAUGAUCAGCCAGCCAGCAGUCCUCUUGGAACUCCUGAACGUCAGUUGUCUGCGGCUUGCAAAAUCAGCAUCCUCCUCGCAAUUUGGGAUGAGAAUCUAAGACAACCUUCCUCGUACUUUUGCCUUCUUAGGGAGGCUGCUCUGUGGAUGAAUUUCUGCCUGACAAUAGUCCCCUAGCUCUGUCCCAUGGCUAAAGAAUGUUGGGACCACGGCAUCUACAAAGAAAAGUCCCAGCUUGCAUUUGACUGAAUACCCUCUCCUUGUACCUUUUUUUUUUUUCCUUUUAAGGGAAGGUUCUGGGGUUUUUGUUAUUGUUCUCACUUUGGGGGAGGAUGUUGGAAAGAAAAUAUGAAGUAGAGGAGAGAACAGUUUAUUUUUACAUUGCCCCCCUAUUUUCGAUCCGCCCAUGCAUCCCUUCAGGAAGAGGAAGACAAGUCGUUAAAGUUUAUGUCAGUCCGGACAAACCCCUGCUUUCCUUCGGGCUGCACUCUAUGAUCUACUGAGCGAUUUCGCAUCUGCAUGUGUUUGUCCAAGGUGGCGUGAAAGGCACCACGUGCGCCCAGCAGUCUCAGCUCAGGAGCGGGUGCAUGGCCCCCCGGGAUUUUGCGGGGCCACCGCCUCUGCAGCCACAGCCAUCACCUUUACAGGCGUCUGGGAUCUGGCAAGGGAAAAUGUUAGCGAUGGGGGCGCUGACAGGCGUCUCUGUGCUCAGCCUCAUAACCUAUGGCUACCUGUCCUGGGGCCACGGCCUGGAGGAGGAAGAGGAAGGAGCUGCAGCUAGAGUCCCCCAAGGUAGAGAUGGGCCUGAGCCUAGCUCAUCCUCUACCUCUCAACCUCAUAUCGUCUUUAUCCUAGUUGAUGACCAAGGAUUCAGAGAUGUGGGAUACCAUGGGUCAGAAAUCAAGACGCCCACUCUGGACAAGCUCGCUGCGCAAGGAGUUAAACUGGAAAACUACUACGUCCAGCCUAUUUGCACACCGUCUAGAAGCCAAUUUAUCACUGGAAAGUAUCAGAUACACACAGGACUUCAGCACUCUAUCAUAAGACCUACUCAGCCCAACUGCCUACCUCUGGAUAAUGCAACCCUACCUCAAAAACUAAAAGAAGUUGGCUAUUCAACUCAUAUGGUUGGAAAAUGGCAUCUGGGUUUUUAUAGGAAAGAAUGUAUGCCAACCAAAAGAGGAUUUGAUACGUUUUUUGGCUCCCUCCUGGGAAGUGGUGAUUAUUAUACACAUUAUAAAUGUGACAGCCCAGGGAUGUGUGGAUAUGAUUUAUAUGAGAAUGACAAUGCUGCUUGGGACCAUGAUAAUGGUAUAUACUCAACACAAAUGUAUACUCAGAAAGUGCAACAGAUUUUAGCUUCUCACAACCCCAGGAAACCUAUAUUUUUGUAUAUUGCAUACCAAGCUGUUCAUUCACCAUUGCAGGCACCAGGGAAGUAUUUUGAACAUUACAGAUCCAUUAUCAACAUUAAUAGGAGGAGGUACGCUGCCAUGCUGUCAUGCUUGGAUGAAGCCAUCAACAAUGUGACCCUGGCUUUAAAGAGGUAUGGUUUCUAUGACAACAGCAUUAUCAUCUACUCUUCAGAUAAUGGAGGACAGCCCAUGGCAGGAGGAAGCAACUGGCCUCUCAGGGGAAGUAAGGGAACCUAUUGGGAGGGGGGAAUACGAGCAGUUGGCUUUGUUCACAGCCCACUUCUGAAAAACAAAGGCACAAUAUGUAAAGAGCUUGUGCACAUCACAGAUUGGUACCCCACACUGAUCACACUGGCUGAAGGCUGGAUUGAUGAGGACAUUCAGCUAGAUGGUUAUGACAUUUGGGAGACUAUAAGUGAAGGUCUGCGUUCUCCACGAGUAGAUAUUUUGCACAAUAUUGAUCCAAUUUAUACAAAAGCCAAAAAUGGUUCCUGGGCAGCAGGUUUUGGGAUCUGGAAUACAGCUAUACAGUCAGCAAUAAGAGUAAAACACUGGAAACUGUUGACAGGGAAUCCAGGCUAUAGUGACUGGGUCCCCCCUCAAUCUUUUAGUAAUGCUGGACCCAACCGGUGGCAUAAUGAACGGAUUUCCUGGUCUGCUGGCAAAAGUGUUUGGCUUUUCAACAUCACAGCUGACCCAUAUGAACGAGUGGACCUUUCAAGUAAGUAUCCAGGGAUUGUGAAGAAGCUUUUAAGGAGAUUGUCCCAGUUCAAUAAAACUGCGGUUCCUGUCAGAUAUCCACCCAAAGACCCUAGAAGUAAUCCUAGGCUCAAUGGAGGAGUCUGGGGGCCAUGGUAUAAAGAAGAUGAUAAGACAAGGAAAACAGGAAAAAACAAGGCUAAACAAAAACAAAAAAAAAAUAAGACUAAGAAGAAAAAACAUUGGAAAAAAGGGCAGUUUCCAAAUUGUCAAACAGACCUUACUCAUGGGUAAUCAUGAAAUGGCUUUUGGUGAAACUCAAAUCCAUCUGUAUUUUGCCCCAUAUUUUUUCCCCAAUUUAUCUAUCAAAACCAGUGCUGUAAUGAGACUAACUGAAAACCCCAUAGAAAGCACUAUGCCAAUGCAGAGCAGUCUCAAACUUGACCUGUCUUCUUGACAUACCAUAUAGAGAAUUGUCAAGAAUUUUCUUUUUCCUAUCAAAGAUACCAUUCCCACAACCAGUAGCAUUUCAGAUAAUGCAAUUUCCAGUAGUUUUUCUUGCCUCCUUCAUAAAGGUCAGAUGUUGGCAUGACAAAUUCUGCACUUCACCAGUUGGCCUUUUUUUUUAAAGUAAAGAAGGGGAAAUAUGACUAUAACUGAGAAUCCUGCUAGUGUGAAGGGAAUUAUAAGGCACCAAGGAUAAUACUGAUUUUAUAGAAGUGCCAAAUAAUUAGCCUUGGAAAAGGCCUAAUUUCUAACUGAUUUUUAUGUCUGUGUGUCUUCUGCAUUAAAGAAGAUAAGAUGCUAUUAGGUUUGGGUUUUUUGACUGAAGUUUUUCUUCCAGCAAAAAUAAAUGGUGAGUCUCAUGGGAAACAACUUGUACCUCACUUGAUCUUACAUGAACAAGAAGAACAAGAAAAGGCCUUUGAGCACACUGUCAAAUAACGAACUAUAGUUAUUGUUUAAUUGCUUUAAUAAAAAAUGACACUUCUGCAUAAAAGGCAUAAUUUAUUUUUUACAGAGACAGAAUCAUUAUUUUGCUGUCAUCAAUGAUGAUGCAAGUGAUGCUUUUAUUGUUUUAUUUUUAUUUUGCACAUAGCAACCAAUUUUUUUUUUAAAUUUCACCCUCAUAAAUGACAAAGCAUUGUAAAAGUCUGAGUUACUGUAAACACUGCUGGAAAGAUAACCCAGGUGAAGAAUUUGAAUAGGCUUUGUUUACCCAUUAUUUUGAAUAAUUUUGAAUAAGAGGACUUUGCUUAAAAAUUAUCUGGAAUAUUUUAGUAUAAUGUCUAAGCAGAAGCUAAAUAACUUUGUUAUUUCUAUGAUUAACACUUUAUUUAUGUAUCUAUUAAAAUAGUUUAUUUUUAUGGCA
Sarcophilus harrisii (Tasmanian devil) is the source of this 3662-nucleotide messenger RNA. It is a transcript of the gene ARSJ, whose product is annotated as arylsulfatase family member J. Bases 764 to 2584 code for a protein of 606 amino acids. The record is from RefSeq and is a predicted model, not a curated record. NCBI's taxonomy places the organism in Eukaryota, Metazoa, Chordata, Mammalia, Dasyuromorphia, Dasyuridae. The transcript has 2 exons.